AUGAACAAGACUGAGGUCAACCACGAAGAGGUCAUCCCUAAGGACCUGAAGCUACAUGGAGCCCCUGGAGAUGUCGAGCUUCUUCGAGGAAGCGACACAAUCUUGAUUCCCACUCCGUCGCUGGAUCCCAAAGACCCCCUCCGCCUCCCUCCCUGGCGCAAAUGGAUCUUGCUCGUCCUCGUUUCUGCAUACAGUUGCACCUCCGUCGUGCUCUGCUCCGGCAUGGGCCCAAUCUUCUCUGUCAUCCAGGCGCAGUACCCUGGGGAGGAAGACCGCGCAAAUGACCUGCUCACAUACCCGACACUGUUCAUGGGAAUUGGGAACUUGAUCAGCAUGCCGUUUGCUCUCAGUGUCGGGCGUCGACCUGUGUUCCUGGCGUCCAUGGUCCUGCUUGUCGCUACGGGUGUAUGGUGUGCGUGCUCGCAGAGUCUUGGGAGCCAUAUUGCCGGCCGUAACAUCAUGUCUUUGGCUGCAGGUCAGAGCGAGGCCUUAUCGCCGGCGAUCGUCCAGGAGAUCCAUUUCUUACACGAGCGUGGCCGGAAGCUCGCGUGGUUUAUCUUUAUCCAGAAUGUCGUGGCCGGGGUGUUCUUCGUUGUUUCGACGUACAUGGUUUCGGCGUGGGGAUGGCGCUGGUGGUAUGGCUUUUUCACUAUCAUGAACGCCGCUGUCUUCGCUUUAUCGGUGAUCUUCGUGUCUGAGUCGCGCUUUGCACGGUCCCCUGAGGACAUGAAGGGAGAACCUGCAGCCACCCCGAGCUCAGAUAGCGAGACAGAGCAAUAUACUCCCCGGACAUGGCGGCAUGACCUGUCCCUCUGCGUAGUCAAACCGCGCUGGAGCAUCAUCCCCACCUUCUACAAGCACGUCCUGCAGGGUCUUUGCAUCCCUAUCACCCUCUGGUUGCUGCUCCUCAAUGGCGCCUUCUUGGGCGUCUACGUCUUCCAGUCAGCCACCUUCUCCACGAUACUCCUCGCCCCGCCAUACAGCUUCGCAUUCACCUCGCUGGGCUCCGUUCAGGCAGGCCAGAUUGUCAGCUGCAUCAUCUUUCUCCCGCUCCUCGGCUACGGCAGUGACAUGACCAUCCGCGCAUUCACGAAACGUAACCGAGGCCUCUACAGGCCUGAGUUCCGCUUGCCGGUGAUUGGCAUUCCGGCUACAGUCGGUGUGAUCUGCGGCAUCAUCUACGGACAGGCAGGGUCGUUCCCCGAGAGAUGGAACGCGAGUGCCAUCGUGGUUGGAUAUAAUGCGAGUUUCUUCGCCUUUCUCGGCGCAAAUAUCGUGGGUAUUACCUAUGCGGUCGAUAGCUUCCCAUUACGCGCCGAGCCCUUCCUCGUUGUUAUCUGUGCCGGGCGUGGACUUAUCUCGUUUGGCUUGAGUUAUGCGACUUUGCCGGCCGUGAGGAGCAUAGGGUAUGACAUGACAAUGGUCGUAGAGAUGGUGAUCUGUGCUGCACUGGCUUUGGGAGCUAUCCCCAUGUUCUUUUUUGGGCCGAGGAUUCGAGAGUUGGCCAAGGGAUGGGUGGGUUAA
Messenger RNA from Aspergillus nidulans FGSC A4, 1524 nucleotides. RefSeq lists its product as uncharacterized. Gene Ontology annotation, biological process: transmembrane transport. The transcript has 2 exons. The record is from RefSeq and is a predicted model, not a curated record. Gene Ontology annotation, cellular component: membrane. The coding region runs from base 1 to 1524 and encodes 507 amino acids. Lineage: Eukaryota; Fungi; Ascomycota; Eurotiomycetes; Eurotiales; Aspergillaceae. Gene Ontology annotation, molecular function: transmembrane transporter activity.